AUGACUACCACUCAGGUGCUUACCGCGACCGAGCUCUCCGAGCUCCCAUCCUUGCAUGGAGAGACUCCUCCGGACUGUCGGGUCGACCCGAUUGUGCAGGUGUCUGUACCUGAUAGCGACCCCGGGAAGGACUUUGGGUGUUGGUGCCCCGCGCGAGUUCGGAAUCACGCCUUCAUCUCCAACUUCACCACCGUCGCCGGCGGCUUCGAAUUUAGCGAGAAACUCGGCCGGGAAGCCGGGCCCGGCCAGGCCAAUUGGCUUGCCGCGGCGUAUUCCUUGACACAAGGCGCCUUUGUCCUGAUCAGCGGGCGAAUCGGCACCAUUUACGGACAUCAAACCGCCCUGCUGUGCGGCGGUGCCAUCUUCACCGUUUUCUCGUUCGCCAACGCCUUUUGCACCAACUACACGGCCUUUGUGGCCGCGCGCGCCCUCACCGGCGUCGGGGCGGCAUCCUGA
Molecule: messenger RNA, 456 nt
Organism: Parascedosporium putredinis
Lineage: Eukaryota; Fungi; Ascomycota; Sordariomycetes; Microascales; Microascaceae
Source: the annotation of a GenBank genome assembly